Eimeria tenella is the source of this 6390-nucleotide messenger RNA. RefSeq lists its product as uncharacterized. The transcript is spliced from 13 exons. Lineage: Eukaryota; Apicomplexa; Conoidasida; Eucoccidiorida; Eimeriidae. Bases 1 to 6390 code for a protein of 2129 amino acids. The record is from RefSeq and is a predicted model, not a curated record.
AUGGGGGAACCGUACCUUAUGGAGUGUUAUGAGGACUGCCGGUCUCUCAAAUUCCAACAUGCCUACAGGCUUUGUCUCGACUGCAGCAGCAGCAGCAGCAGCAAGGCCAGCAGCAACUUGUGCGUGCUGCACUGCUGCAACCUGCUGGCUCUGGGAUGCGGAAAUCGCGUUUUCCCAUAUUGCGCUGUCUCUGCUGCUCGAGGCCUUCUCGAGCUUCGCCAGCCGCCCAUAGAGCUGGAGAGUGAAGUGACGGCGCUGCUGCUCAGCAGCUGCUGCCGCUUCCUAGGAGUUGCUGCGGGCAGGCGUGCGCUGGUGCUGCGGGUGGGGGACUGCGCAAAAGCCCCUGAAGCAGCAGCAGCAACUGCUGCUGCUGCUGCUGCAGGAGCAGCAGCAGCUUGUCUGUCGCCCUCGUCGCUGCGGAUUGAGGCAGCCGUGCUGCCCGAGAACAUUACCGGCAUUGCCUGGACAGGCGAUGGGCGGCUGCUGCUGAAUACCUACAGCAGCGGUCUCUUCAUUGCUGAUGGGGGGGGAGAUGUGCACCUUGCGGUGUCUCCGGCGCUGAGAAUUUCCUCACUUAGCGGGACCACUGGGCUUGGCAAGGAGGGCCCUUUGAAGCAGACUGUGGCUCUGCUCUGCUCCAGCAGUCCUUUGGCUCUCUGGGCUCUGACGGCGAAUGUGAAGAGUGGCAGCAGCAGCGGCAGCAACAGCAGCAGCAGCAGCAGCAGCAGCAGCAGCGUCUGCUGCAGCAGCGAUUUGUCUCUGGCGCGUGUUGACCUCUCUGGCCUGGACGGCCCACUGGACUUGGAAGCAGCAGCCGUUGCUAAAGGCAAGGGCCGCUGCUUAGGACUUUCUUGGAUAUCCCCUGGCUUUUCUGCUGCGGGAAACCACGAAGCUGCUGCUGCUGCUGGUCCCUUUCUAGCAGCUUUGUUCGCAGUGCGGGUGGCAGACGUAGGAGAAGACGAGGAUGAGCAGCAGCAGCAGCAGCAGCAGCAGCCGCAGCAGUUUGAAAGCGCUGCUGAAGAAGACGCUCAGCUCGAGGCAGAGGAUGAGCAGUUUUCUUCUUUGCUGCUCUUCGCCAAAAUCGAAGCAGCAGAAACGCCGGAGCAGCUUCAACUUGUGCCGAUUGCGGCGGCUUUAAACGAGACACCACGCAGCUCUCUUUCUUUGCUUGCGACGCCUUUGUGCGCCAGCCACAAGGCAGCAGCAAAAGGCUCUCCUGGGGCGACAGUCAGGAAGAAGCAGAAGGUAAGGAAGCAGCUUCUGGAGCAUCGUAUGGGGCUGCUGCAGCAGCAGCCACAGCAGCAGCAGUAUCCACAGCAGCAGCAACAGCCACAGCAGCAGCAGCAGCAGCAGCAGCGCAUGACGGCUUGUGGGUGUUUGCCUCUCGCAGCUGCUGCUCAGUGGGGCUGCGUGGUCUUCGCCGAGGGGAAGGGCCUCGAGACAGCAGACGAGGAGGCGGGGCCUUUGGGCUUGGGGGUUUUCACGGGCUUCCCUGACGGGGUUAUGAGAGACGGGGCCGAUGCUGAUACGCCUCUCCUGAGCUCCCCUGCUGUCUUCUUCAUCGCCGAGUCGACAGGAGAAGUGACUGUCCACUUCGCUGACCGCUGUUUGGCAGUGGUGAGAGAUACGGAAUCCGUAGAGCUUCCGCUGCUGCCGCCGCUGCAGCAGCACCCGCAGCAGCAAGACCAGCAGCAAAUGAAGUUGUGGCUGCAGCGGCUCUCUGGGAAGCAGCCGCUGAAGCAGGGGGCAAAGCUGGCCGAUGCUUCAGGCGAAAAGCCCAGCAGCAGCGGCAGCAGCAGCAGCAGCAAGCACCGCAGCAGCAGCAGCAAGGGCAGCAUAAGCAGCAAAGGAGAUAAGGCACGGAGCCACAGCAGAAAGCCAGGCAGCACCAAGAGUGGUAGGAGGGGCAGCACCAGCAGCAGCAGCCGACAGGCUGCACACGGGAGGUGGCGUGGUAGCAGCAGCAACGCUGGGAAGAGCAGCAGCAGGAGGAGCAAGCGCGAUGAAGAAAGGCACAGCAAGCAUAGCAGCAGCCGCGCUGCUGCUGCAGACGAGGAGCGCUGGAGCAGCAGCAGCAAAGCAGCGAGGGAAGCCACUCUUGCGGCAGCAGGGCAGACGGUGCGUGCUGCUGUGUCCAGACGCAGCAGCAACAGCAACAGCAGCAGCGUGCUCAGCAGAUGGCGGCAGCGGCUGCAGUCCUCUCCAGAACACCUGGAGGUGUCGGAGCUUCUAAGACGGGUGGCCGACGGCGAAGAGCUCUUUGGUGCCCCUGGAUCUCUCGCUGCUGCUGUUGCUGCUCCUCUUACUGCUGCUCUGCGUGCAUUCGAGUGGCGCCUAGCUGCUUCUGAGGUUUGCUGCUCUGCAGCACAGGAUUCACUUAGGCACCAGCUGCGGCAACUUGACCGGCAUCAGGUAGAGCAGCAGCAGCAGCAGCAGCAGCAGCAGCCGACCUUGGCUUCGCAGGUGGCGGGGCUGCAGGCGGCAGUCCAGCAGCUGCAGCAGCAGCAAGAGUUGCUGCUGCAGCGAGUGUCUCACCUUCGAGACACGGAGGAGACGCAGGCCAAGGCGAGCGGCAGAGUGCGACGCAUUCUCAGCAGGCUGUUGGUGCAGCAGCAGCUGCUGCAGCAGGAGCUGCAAGAAGGCGACAGCCUUUUGGCUCUCAUGGCUGACGAGCAGCAGCACUUGGAGGACAUUGCGCUGCUCCUGCCUUCUGCUGCUGGUGGCUCUUCGCUAGAGGAAAGGCAGCAGCAGCGGCUGGGUGUGAAAGAGCGGGCUCGGCAGCUGCGGCAGCUGAUGCUGCGCCUGCAGCAGCAGCAAUUAAUGCAAGUGCAGCUUUAUGAAGAGCAACUGGCGCUAACUGAGAACUUGCGAGAGUUGCCGCCUCAAGAUGCGCAGCAACUGGAGCAGGAGCUGCAGCGCCUCGGUGCUGCAGUGAUGCAGCAGCAGCGGCGGGUGCAGCUGCUGCUAAGCCGCGCUGACGCCUUGGCCUUGGAGGCUAUUGGCGAUGCGAUCCCAGACGCGACACAUUCGCAGCAGCUGCUGCUGCAGCAGCAACAGAAGCCAGCCAUGCAGGCGCCAUCUGCUGCGAAAAGCAGCCACAGCAGCAGCAACAGCAGCAGCAACAGCAGGCAACCGUGCAGACCUGGCGCUCGCUUCAUGUUGCCUUCCACUUUCCUAGAGGCGAAGACGGAGGAGCCGGUGCAGCAGCAGGCCAGUGAAUCUCAGUCCGCCGCAGCAGCAGCAGAGGCAGCAGCAGAGGCGGGCCGCGAUGCAGCAGCAGAGCAAGAUGUUGCUCAAGCUAUACAGACACUGGGAAGUCGCAUGAGGGAGUCACUUUUCAUUUGCAGCAACGAAGGUCCUGCAGAAACUGCAGCAGCAGUACCGGAGUCAACAUCGGCGCAGGAAGUUCGUGCUGGUAGCUGCAAGCAGCAGCAGCAGAGAGAACACCAGCAACUGCUGCUGCUGCAGGAGAAGCAGAAAGCUAUCUCCGAGCUGAUGCAGAGAGCCAGGCGCCUGCAGCAGGAUGCUGCUACUCUAGAAGAGUCUCUGUCUGCUGUGGAGCAGCAGGCAACGAUGGUGCCCCCAUCUCAGAAGCACCCUUGUGCAGAGUCAGAGGAGCUAGCGCAGUUGGUGCAGCAGCAGCAGCAGCAGCAGUGGCUGCAGCUGCGGCUGGACUCUGCUCUCUCCCCUGCGGGUGCGGCAGAUGCCCUCAAGUCUUCGGAAGCCACUUCCCCGCUGCAGCUGGUGCAGCAGCUGCUACAGGAGGAGGCUGCUGCCCGCGCGCGAGAGGCAGCGGGCCGCCGUGCGCUGCUGCAGCGACUGCAGCAGCAGCAGCAACAGCAAACAGGCUUCUCUCCAGGGGGAGCAGAAGGACUUGGGCCUGCAGAGGAGGAGGCAAGCCUUGAAGAAGAUAAGACCGCAGCAGAGCUGCAGCAAGGAGGAGAUCUGGGCGCUGAGUGGGAAACGUUAGGCAGCAGCCUAGAAGGCUGGAGCGAUGUGGAGUGCCUCAGCAGCAGUAGCAGCCGCAGUAGCAGCAGCAGAAGCAGCCGAAGCAGCAGCGGAAGCAGCGAGAGCAGCAGCUGCAGAGGAUCCCUCAGCGGCCGCGGGCGCGGCAGCAGCAACAGCAGCAGCAGAAGGGGCGGCGGUCUGUGCAGCGACAGCGACGAGCUGGCGGGGCGCAUUUCCGAGAGCGACAGCCCUAGUGCUGCCCCUGCGAGGCCCCCAGGGGCCCUUCUGCUGCCUGCUGCUGCUUCGAGAGAGGCGGGGGCUCCAGGGGGGCCCCUGAAAGCAGCAGCGGGGACCCCACAGACUCAGCCAGCCCCUACAGGAAGUGCCCUUAAGGCAGCAGCAGCAGCAGCAGCAGCAGCAGCAGCUUCCCCCAGCCCCACCACAGCGGCCCCAAUGCCCCCAGUCCCCACUAAGGCUUUCUUUCCUCGAGCUCCCACCAGAGCUGUGCUGCCUCCAGACCCCACCAAAGCUGUGCUGCCUCCAGACCCCACAAAAGCUGUACUUCCUUCAAGUCCAGCAAAAGCUGUACUUCCCCCAAGUCCAGCAAAAGCUGUACUGCCUCCAGAUCCCACGAAAGCUGUAUUGCCUCCAGAUCCCACGAAAGCUGUAUUGCCUCCAGAUCCCACGAAAGCUGUACUGCCUCCAGAUCCCACGAAAGCUGUAUUGCCUCCAGAUCCUACGAAAGCUGUAUUGCCUCCAGAGCCUACGAAGGCUGUAUUGCCUCCAGAUCCUACGAAAGCUGUAUUGCCUCCAGAUCCUACGAAAGCCGUAUUGCCUCCAGAUCCCACGAAAGCUGUACUGCCUCCAGAUCCUACGAAAGCUAUAUUGCCUCCAGAUCCCACGAAAGCUGUACUGCCUCCAGAGUCCAGCAAAGCUCUGCUGCCCCCAGACCCCACGAAGGCUGUGGCGGGGCGGGAGCCGGCGAAGGCGGCCUCGGAGAAGCCCAAGGAUGGCGUGGGGGCCCCCAAGGAGGCUGGGGGUGGUGCCCCCAAAGAGGCCGGGGCGGCUGGCAGCAGCGACGGAAGAGCAGCAGAGGAAAGUGCUGCUGCUGCUGCUGCCAAAGGCGACAGCAGUUCCCUCAAGUUGCCGUUCGGCACUCUCAGUCAGCCCAGCGCUAAGGGGGGCGCCGAGAGCGGGAGCUCUGGUGGUCUUUUCGGCAGCAGCAGUAGCAGCAGCGGGGGGCUCUUUGCCCAAACCGAAGCCGGCAGAGAGGGUGGCCUAUUCGGCAGCAGCAGCGGCGGGGGUGGCCUCUUUGGCAGCAGCAGCGGCAGCAGCGGUGCUGGUGGGGGCCUCUUCGGCAGCAGCAGCGGUGGUGGCGGCCUCUUCGGUAGCAGCAGCGGCGGAGGCCUCUUCGGCAGCAGCAGCAGCAGCACUCCACAGACGUCACGCCAGCCGCCAAGUCUGUUCAGCGGGGGCUUCGGCAGCAGCAGCAACAGCAGCACGGCAUUAGACAUUAAAAGCAUAGGGCAGAGCUUGGCAGCAGCACCAGCGACGCAGGCUUCCGGCUUCGAAGGGUCUUCACUAGCCUCGGGGCCCUUCAGCUCCAGUGGGCCCUUUGGAGGAAGUGCUUCACAGGGGCCCUCCACGGGUGGGCUUGUGGGGAUCCUGGGGCCCGGCAUCUUUGGCAGCAGCAGCAGCAGCAGCAGUGGCGGCGGUGGCGAUACUGGAGCAGCUGCCAAUGCAGCAGCGGGAAGAGCCCAAGCAGGCGCUGCCUCUCCUUUUGGCAGCUCUCUUUUCUCCCAGCAGCAGCCGCAGCAGCAGCAGCAGCAGCAACCGAGCUUUUCGUUCGGCAACAUUAAUGUCAGCGACUUGUCAGUGGGGCAGCGCCAAACAUACAACUUCGGGCUGGUGAGUUUCGCCUGCGCUGCUUUUGCUGCUGACGCUGCCUUUGAGCUUCUGCAGUUGCUGCCAGCUGAAGCAGCAGUGGCAGCAGCUGCUGCAGCAGCUAACUUGCUGCUUCCUUUUGGCCGUUAUGCCUGUUUGCUGCAGUCCACCAACAGCAGCGGCCUGGGCGACGUCCAGCUGGGAGGGGGGCCCGAUAUGUCAGCAACCCGGUCGGCCUUUUCUAACAACCAGCAGCAAGGCGGCUUUUCUGCAUUUGCUUCACAAGGGACUAGCUUUGCCUCUCUGGCGCAGCAGCCGGCGUCGGGGGGCUUUUUCGCUGCAGCAGCAGCAGCAGCACAGCAGCAGCAGCAGCAGCAGCAGCAGCAGCAGCAGGGAUUUGGGGGCUGGGGGCUGGGCACCCAGGGUGCCAACCUCUUUGGAGGAGCAGCUUCUGGCUUCCCAGGAGCCACUCCAUCCUCCACAGUUGGCCCCAAUUCAGCUUCAGCAGCUGACAAGAGUAUAUGGACGCAGGCGAGAUCUACAAACCCGCUUGACUAA